Messenger RNA from Salvelinus fontinalis (brook trout), 4066 nucleotides. RefSeq names its product WW domain-containing adapter protein with coiled-coil-like. Gene Ontology annotation, cellular component: nucleus. Gene Ontology annotation, molecular function: RNA polymerase II complex binding; chromatin binding. The transcript has 13 exons. The record is from RefSeq and is a predicted model, not a curated record. The coding region runs from base 199 to 1842 and encodes 547 amino acids. Gene Ontology annotation, biological process: regulation of autophagy; positive regulation of TORC1 signaling. NCBI's taxonomy places the organism in Eukaryota, Metazoa, Chordata, Actinopteri, Salmoniformes, Salmonidae.
CUUUUUGGUAGAUAGGGGCAGUUGGUGUUUGCGAGUGGGAGAUGGAUCGUGAGCUCUCUUCUGAUUAGCGAAGCCGAAGAGCUCCUCAAAAUAAUCAGAACUAUUGAAAUAAUAGACGAGAACGGGUUGCUGAAACAAAAAGAAAACAUAACUUAGUCCAUCUUUCACAUCCACUCCACACACAAUAACACGGCAUUGAUGGUAAUGUAUGCAAGGAAACAACCGAGACUCAGCGAUGGGUGCAACGACCGAAGGGAUUCACAGCCCUACCAGACGCUCAAAUACUCGUCGAAGAGUCACCCCGGUGGUGAUCAUCGCCAUGACAAGAUGCGAGACACCGCAGAUGCCACUCCUCCAUGUAAAAUGUAUCGGCGAUCUGACAGUCCUGACAACAAACACAUCGAUAACACGGGACAUGGCAGGGCAAAGGCAGUCCACACGCACCGGGCCAGAGAGAGGGAUGGAGGGACGAGUUAUUCUCCACAGGAAAAUUCACACAACCACAGCACACAUCAUAGCAGCUCCAAUUCACAUUCGAACCCCAGCAAGACAUCAGACGCACCUUAUGAAGAUAAAGAUGACUGGUCAGAGCACAUCAGUUCCUCUGGGAAGAAGUACUACUACAACUGCAGAACAGAGGUGUCACAGUGGGAGAAACCCAAAGAGUGGCUAGAGAGAGAGCAGAGGCAGAAGGAGUCCUGCACUAAGUCGGCGCCAGUCAACAGUUUCCCCAAAGACAGGGACUACAGACGGGAGGCCAUGCAGCAGGCUACAGCAGUCACUGGCUUUACUUCUGCUAAGUCAGCCCAGGUGGAGAAGCAGCCUGCGUCGGUGUCUUCACAGUCGUCCUCCUCAGGCUCGGUCCUGAACCCCACGUCGGGUACCCCCUGUUCCUCCUCAGCCCCCACCACUGUGCCGGUAUCCCCGGUCCUGCAGUCCCACGCCCAUACCCCCCUGCUCCAGGACCCCUCCCUGCUCAGACAGCUCCUCCCAGCACUUCAGACCGCCUUGCAGCUCAAUAACGCCAGCGUCGACAUGGCCAAGAUCAACGAGGUCCUCAAAGCUGCUGUCACUCAAGCGUCGUUACAGUCGUUGCUUCAUAAGAUCCUCACGGCCGGCCCGUCGGCCUUCAACAUCACCACUCUUCUCUCCCAAGCAGCCCAGCUCUCCAACCAAGCCCAGCAGUCGAACCAGUCCCCCAUGUCCUUGACAUCAGACGCCUCCUCUCCCCGCUCCUACGUGUCUCCCAGGAUCAGCACGCCUCAGACCAACGCUGGUCACCACAAAGCCCUGCUCAGCACGCCGCCUGUCGCCUCACAAACCAAGGUGAACAACACGCCAGUUGUGAAGCAGCAGGGAUCAGCCCCCCAGCCCUCCCCACAGCAGCCCCUCCCCAGCGACAAACUGCACGGACACGACAUCGCCGCCUCCCCAAGGACCCUCCAGCGCCAAGGCAGUCAGAGGAGUCCCUCCCCAGGUCCCAACCACGCCCCCCCCAGUAGCAGCAGCAGUGCCCCCACCACACCCUCCAGCUCCUCCACCCGGCCAGCCUCCUGCUCCUUCACCCCAACCCUAGCGUCACACUUCAACGAGAAUCUCAUCAAGCAUGUCCAGGGCUGGCCAGCCGACCACGCAGAGAAACAGGCGUCCAGGCUACGUGAGGAGGCCCACACCAUGGGAAGCAUCAACAUGUCUGAAAAUUGCACCGAGCUCAAAAAUCUGAGAUCCUUAGUUCGAGUCAGUGAAAUUCAAGCGACAUUGCGCGAGCAGAGGAUAUUAUUUUUGAGACAACAAAUUAAAGAACUUGAAAAGUUGAAGAAUCAGAAUUCCUUCAUGGUCUGAGGACUUGACUUGAAGAGUGGAGAGGAAAGGGGGGAGAGACCCAUUGCACAUGGUUGGAAGAGAGCUCUUGGUUGGGAGAACCAUUGUGUUCUUGUUCUGUGCCCAGUCUUAAAACUUUUGAGCUGCAGUUGGAUUGGCUUUGGACCACUGGACUGGGCUCUGAGAGGGCUGGGUUAGGUGGAGAGAGUCUGAGUGGUUGAUGGUUGUUGUGGAGGAGAAGAGCGGAGAGAAGGGUUAGACAUGGCUUGCAUCCCAAAUGGCAUCCUUUUCAAUUUAUACUGCGCUACUUUUGAACGGGGCCAACAGGACGCAACCAUGGUUGGUUUUGUUUGCGCCCUGGAGAUGUAGAUUUCUUGUAGAUGUUAUCCAUGUUGUAAAUAUGUUUUGUAGAUGACUGAAGCCAUGGAAAGCCAUGUUUAUCAAAGCUUUUGACAUCCAAACUAGUCAACAUUAUGCCCGAGGAAUCAACAGCUUAAUAAGUUCAUAGCCGCCUUCAUGUUAAACGCAUCAGUCGGAUAUGUCCCAAAUGGCACCCUAUUCCUUAUAUAGUGCACACUAUUCCCUAUAUAUAGUACACUACUUUUGACCGGAACCCUAUGGGCCGUGGUCGAAAGUACACUAUAUAGGAAAUAGGGUGAUGUUUGCGAGCCAGGUACCCAUCUCCACCAUCCUCCUAAAAAGGUUAAUCAUGCCUGGUUGCAAUGGUUCAGAGAUCUGUUUGUUCACAGCUCACAGUAGCCAAACCAGUGCCUGAUGGUGUGAUGGGGAAAAAAAUAAUGAAAGAAAGGACAGCAAUGUUGUGCUUUUUUUUUACAUCAAGGAUAAUUCCCGAUGCUAGUCCCUCCGUAACCCUGCCCCUGGCCACACCCAUUACAUGCCGAAGCCCAACCCCCCUGGUCUAGCUCUUCUGAGGAGCCUCACAGCAGUUGUCUUUCUAAAACCCUCUUGUUGGUUUUUUCUUUCUCCAAAACUUUCCAGCUAAGUUAUUUUUGUAUUUUUUGGGGGGAGAACUGUACUUUUAUUAAAUGUGAGGUGGCACCAUCUCGGUUCAACUAAGAGUUCAUUCCUAUGUACAUUUGAUAAGGUAAUAAUGGAGUUUAAGAAGAGGUUAUUAAAAAAAACAAGUUUUAUUAAAAAGUUGCAGUGAUUAGUAUAUCAGAAUGUUAUAAAUUAUUGCUACACAUUUUCCUUUGCACACUGUUGUGAGUGAAUGAGUGCGAAUGAGAGCUAUUAAAGAAGUGGUUUGGGGGGCACUACCGAGGCAAGGUAUGGGGUGCGUCUGAAAUGGCACCAUAUUCCCUUUUUUCUGCACUACCUUUGACCAAGGCCCAUUAGCAAGACUGAAAUGGAGAAGACAGCAAUGUCAUCGUUUUCAAGAUUCUUCAGCAGGUGCACUGGGAGCCAAAUGGAGCGUCCGGUGAACUUUCCUGAAUGACGCAAUUGGAGCUCUUGGCAUCCAUUUGUCUUCUCUUUUAGUCUUCCUGCCCAUAGGGACUGGUCAAAAUGUAGUGUACUAUAUAGGGAAUAGGGUACCAUUAGGGACGUAGGCAUGGAGAUUAUGAUCGCUGCCCCACACACCAUGGUCAGAGGUCGAGCAGGGCAAUGACAGCCAGGUCACAAGGUCAAAUGUGAAAUGUACGUAUUGUAAUAAACAUGCUAAACUCAAGCGAGCACUGGUUAUUUUAUUAGAGUUUUCUGUUAGGUUUUACAUUGUAUUAUUACUAUUAUAACUCUAGUGCCUUGUUGAAAGUCUUAAGUCACACAGCCUCUGACAUGGAAAUAAAUGUACCAAGUUUGUUUUCGGGUUUGAUCAGUAACAAAGAUAUUCAAUAAGCAUGUCAUGCAUCAAUCUACAUAGGGUUGUUUUGGCACUCCAACCCAGAAUUGCAUCUUUGUAUAUGUUGUGUUUGUUCCCCUGUUCACUCUCAGAACGGGAACAGUGUUUCUAUCCCAAAUAGCACCCUAUUCCCUGUGUAAGUGCACUGCUUUUGACUGGGGCCCAUAUGACUCUUGUCAAAAGUAGUGCACUAUUUAGGGGAUAGGGUGCCAUUUGGGAACCAUACGUGUCCUCAGCUGUGACGUGUUUUUCUCCACUGUUCUAUUAUUCUAGUGAGUCUGUGAUUUGAGCUGCACCAACACAUUCAGUAAAUAUGACCACAUUGCUUUGUAUAUUGUUUUCCUCUGACUAUAUUGAAUAAAAUAAAUCAAAUAUGCCUCUACAGGA